Messenger RNA from Aspergillus uvarum CBS 121591, 1636 nucleotides. RefSeq names its product polysaccharide lyase family 1 protein. The transcript is spliced from 4 exons. Bases 312 to 1454 code for a protein of 380 amino acids. NCBI's taxonomy places the organism in Eukaryota, Fungi, Ascomycota, Eurotiomycetes, Eurotiales, Aspergillaceae. The record is from RefSeq and is a predicted model, not a curated record. Gene Ontology annotation, molecular function: pectate lyase activity.
CUUAGCUUCUAAUCAAAAAUGGCCUUGGACGUUUCAUCCCGAUCACCCGUUCAAUUUCAUUCGAUAUCGCGACUCUGCUCCAUCAGAUUGGAGAUAGUGGCUUUCUCCUCAUGAUUCCCAGAACUCCAGCUAUAUAAGUCCUCUGGAGUAUUCCUCCUCCAUCAGGUUUCUUUUCUCUCUCAUCCCACUCUUUCCCUCUUUCCCUCCUUCUGUCCCUCUUUCACCUCAGUCCUUCUUUCUCAGUCAGUCUUUCCUUUUUUUCUAUUCAGAUAGCUGGUCUUCUAUCUCUGUUCUCUGUCCUUCCAUCCACCAUGAAGUAUACUGCUCUUUUCAGCGCUGCUGUCGCUGGACUUGUCGGCUCCGCCGCUGCUGUCGGUGUCUCCGGCUCUGCUGAGGGUUUCGCCAAGGGCGUUACUGGAGGAGGUUCCGCCACUCCCGUCUAUCCCUCCACUACCGACGAGCUGGUCUCCUACCUUGGUGACAGCGAGGCCCGUGUCAUCAUCCUCGAGAAGACCUUCGACUUCACCGGCACUGAGGGUACCACCACCUCCACUGGAUGUGCUCCUUGGGGAACUGCAUCGGCCUGUCAGGUGGCUAUUAACCAGAACGACUGGUGCACUAACUACGAGCCUGAUGCUCCCUCCGUCUCCGUAAGCUACGACAACGCUGGUGUUCUCGGUAUCACCGUUGGCUCCAACAAGUCCAUUGUUGGUGUCGGUAGCACUGGUAUCAUCAAGGGCAAGGGUCUCCGUCUUGUCAGCGGUACUGAGAACGUUAUCAUCCAGAACAUCGCCAUCACCGACAUCAACGAAAAGUACGUCUGGGGUGGUGAUGCUAUCACUCUUGAUGAUGUCGAUAUGGUCUGGAUCGAUCACGUGACCACCGCUCGCAUUGGUCGCCAGCACAUCGUCCUUGGAACUGAUGCCGACAACCGCGUCUCUAUCACCAACAACUACAUUGACGGUCUCACUGAUUACUCUGCCACUUGUGAUGGUUACACAUACUGGGGAAUCUAUCUCGAUGGAUCCAGCGACAUGGUUACCCUGAAGGGCAACUAUAUCUACCACACCAGCGGUCGUUCCCCCAAGGUUGGAGGAAACACCCUCGUCCACGCCGUCAACAACUACUGGUACGACAACACCGGCCACGCCUUCGAGGUCAUGUCCGGUGCCUACAUCCUUGCUGAGGGCAACGUCUUCCAGAACGUUGACACCAUUGUCGAGACCCCCGUCGAUGGCCAGAUGUUCUCUGUCCCCUCUACCUCCUCCGGAUCUUCCUGCACUGCCUCCCUUGGCCGUGCCUGUGUCAUCAACGGUUUCGGCAGCUCUGGCACUCUCGACGAGACCGACACUGCCUUCCUCACAAACUUCGCCGGCAAGAACAUUGCCAGUGCUUCCGCUUACACCACCGUCGCCUCCAGCGUUACCGCCAACGCUGGUCAGGGCAAGCUGUAAAGGAGAAGCUAACUGGGUUUCUCUUCUUGCUACGGUGACAUUGGGGUCAUGCUUAGGGGGGUUGGAAUGGUAGUAGCUGAUGACGCAGCUUCAAGGAAACAUUUACCUUUCGUGUAAUUAAUUCUCUUCAUAUAUAGGAGACUCGGAUUCUGACUCUACGUUGGGAUUUGAUUCGACGAUCU